AUGGCAGAUAGUUCCUGGUAUCGAGUUGAGCGUAUUCUUUCCGAGAAAUACGAAAGAAAAGGCGCACGGUUAGAAAAGUUCUACGAAAUUUUAUGGGCGCCUACGUGGGAACCGGCAAAACGAAUCAAUGCACAAGUUCCUUUAAUUGUGGAAGCAUAUGAAAAACAAAAGCAAAAAGGUCUUGCAAAUGUCAAGUCAAAUGAAACAAGUACUGAAUCUCUUGAAGCGACUGUUAAACAUGGUACACAAGGCUCUAAACGAGCUCAUAAUUCGAAAAAGAUCAAGGUUAUCGGCGUAGUUAGUGAUAACGGACGGAAUGUUAAGAACUCGACGUUAUUAGUUGAAAACGAAUAUAGUGGUGAACAGUGGUGUAUGCGGUAUGAAGACAUCAAAAGAGAUUAUUCAAUUGAAUUGAUUGAUUUCUUUGAGGAAUGCGUCUCUGGUUUUACGUGA
Molecule: messenger RNA, 453 nt
Organism: Cercopithifilaria johnstoni
Lineage: Eukaryota; Metazoa; Nematoda; Chromadorea; Rhabditida; Onchocercidae
Source: the annotation of a GenBank genome assembly